Molecule: messenger RNA, 1815 nt
Organism: Plasmopara halstedii
Lineage: Eukaryota; Oomycota; Peronosporomycetes; Peronosporales; Peronosporaceae
Exons: 4
Coding region: 1-1815 (604 amino acids)
Source: RefSeq, a predicted model, not a curated record
AUGCGUAGUCGCUGGGUUGAUUCGCUCAAGCGCGGCAUCUCUGCGUCUCCCCGACUAGAUGAGCCUUCUCCACAGCGUUCUAAUGCCACAUCUGCACCAACACCAACUUCUAGAAUGUCUUCUGUAUCGGCUCCAAGCCUCAAUGGCACAGAAAAUUCCGCCUUUCGUCACAACACUGACCGCUGUGACUGUGUCGGCACUUGCACUGUUGCACGCGUGCUAGAGAAUUGUGUGCUGCAAGGUGGUAUACACCACACUCAUAUGCAUGUGCUGACGUACUUGGGACGGCCUUUGCGGUCGGAAUGCUGCUGCUACCCUGUGGCUAUCCAGUGGUUUCGAGCUGUAGGUGAUCAGGACAACUUUCAGGUCAUUCCUGGAGCUUGCGACGAGUGGUACACACCUACGGCUGAUGAUAUUGGCGCUAGGAUACUUGUCAAAGUCAUGAUUGAAGACGAAGACGAACUGAAAACUAAGAUGCUAGAGUACGGACCAAUUAAAGAAGACCCUGAGGUUCGCAGUAAAGUCGAGAUGUAUCUAGAGCGUAAGUCGGUAUUAUUUAUGGGAAUUCAAAGCAUCUCGAUGCAAGACGGCAGUGAAUAUGUUAACGAGGAGGAAAUGAGAGAAAGCUGGACACUAUUAAUUGACGAUCGAAGAGUACGAUUAACGUGUGAAUCAUCGCUCAUUCCGCCCUUCGAAAGCUUAUAUACGUCAGAUGUACAGCUCGAAAUGGUACGCGGUACUCCAAAUGAGUUUUAUCUUCAUUUGGCUGCAGGCUGCUAUGUUCGACUACGAGCCGAGUCUAAUACGGUGCGGGAUAUUAUCGUUCUUACUUUACGUGCAUUCUGCAAGAUGGCAGUGGCAGAUGAAACAACACACGACGCGUUGGCUCGAGGCUUGUCGCCAAUGCUCACGCUACGAAAGAUUGCGCAAGAGGACGAAACAAAAAAGCAGCGACAGACGCAGGAACUUGCUCCACCAGACUACGAAUUGCCAUGGAAUCGAAGGACGAGUCAGGCUUUCAGCUCAAACCCACCGGAAUCGACCGCCACCAGUACAGUCGUUGAAGAGCUUGAUGAGUCGCCUAGCUCAAGCCGGCGACCGAGUGAAGCAAGUAGCAUUGGGAAUGAUACUUGGCAUCCAGUUGAAGGUAUCGAUGACUCUCUACUCAUGGAUGCUGAGGCUCUGAUUGGCAAUGCUCACAAGAUGGGAAUCCAGUAUCAGAUGUUACCUCGCGCUUCAAAACGUAUCUCAAUUCUCGAUAUCCCUGACUUGCACAUUAUUGAAGCCAUGGAACAUCUCAGCGAACGAAUGUUUCCGGUAAGUUCAAAUUGUAAGGAGGAAGACAAGAUACGACAGCGAGUGCUGCGUCGUCGAGGAAGCACUGGCGACUCGAGUGAUAGUGAGUUAGAGAGUCGUUUAGGUAGUGGCAGCAACGCCGGCGGAAGCGUUGUUGCAGAAAUGCCAGAAAUGAUAGAUGCAAGUUGUAUAGAUAGAGCGAUUGAAGAAUUUAUGGCAAGUGACAACAAGGACCGAAUGGACGUGAAGACACUAAAGGAACGCUACGUUGCGAUCUUUUGUGCACUGCAGCGCGAGCUGAAUAUGUACAAGCAGCGAGUUGAGACUUUACUCAAGCAGCAAGAGGAGAAAGACGAGGUUAUUAUAAGUCUGCGGAACGACAUUGAGGCCUUACGCAGCGCUCUGACAUCUAUGCAACUUGCUGAUAAGGUGUACGACUUGGUCUCAACAGACUUGCAACAACUUGUCAAGCGUACUGCUGUUGACGCAACAGUUGUCCCUACCAUUUCGUACGGAUAA